Messenger RNA from Formica exsecta, 1041 nucleotides. RefSeq lists its product as uncharacterized. The transcript has 2 exons. Gene Ontology annotation, molecular function: nucleic acid binding. The record is from RefSeq and is a predicted model, not a curated record. Bases 1 to 1041 code for a protein of 346 amino acids. Gene Ontology annotation, biological process: DNA integration. Lineage: Eukaryota; Metazoa; Arthropoda; Insecta; Hymenoptera; Formicidae.
AUGCAUGACGACAUUGAGGAAUACGUCAAGAAAUGCAAACAUUGUAAUCACACGGCGGCUAAACCAAUUAAGGAACCAUUGCACCCGUGGCCUGAUUCAAAGAAACCAUGGUCUCGUCUUCACAUCGAUUUUGCCGGUCCAAUUCACGGACAAUGGAUACUCGUCAUUGUCGAUAGCUACUCCAAAUUCGUUGACGCGGGAUGGUUUUCGACAAUAACAUCGGCAGCAACAUGUCGAUAUUUACGCAGACUCUUCAGUCGCUAUGGACCACCGGAAGUACUCGUUUCGGAUAACAGCACUCAAUUUACCUCGGAAGAAUUCGCACAAUUGUGUGCCGAAUUUAACAUCUUACACCUUCGUAGCCCACCGGGACAUCCGCAAUCAAAUGGUCAAGCCGAAAGGAUGGUAAGAACAUUAAAAAGCUCGAUAGAGACAAGUUCAGCAUCGCAACUGGAAUCGAAGUCAAACCGAUUUUUAUACGCAUACAACUAUACACCUAGUGAUGUAGUACCAGACCAUAAGUCUUCAGCCGAAGUAUUCUUUGGACGCAAAUUCAGAACGCCACUGGAUAUUUUCACUCCAAUCGCGAAACCUACGACAGAUCUUACUCCUCAACAGGAAAAGAUGAAACAACAGUUCGACGAUCAUCACGGCGCGAAGCCGCGCUCUUUUAUUCCAGGUCAGUCGGUAGUAAUCCAGCUCUCCAACGAGCAACGCAUUUCUGGAAAAAUUGUGAAGCUAAUAGACAAAACAAUUGCUCGUGUCAAUUUCGAGGGAGGAUUCAUUAAGAGAUUGGCAGUUAACAGUAGGCAUUGGCCUGCUCAACCGAACUCCACGCCUAACACUUCGCAAGUGGAACCAGAGGAAGCUGAACCUCCUAGUAAUGAAGUUGAACCUCUUGAACCUCCUGAACCUCCUAGUAAUGAAGUGACACAAGUUCCUGGGCCGACUGUUCGCCGUUCUGAACAUCUAUCACGUCAGUUACAGCCCGACUACAAAACUGUAGGAAGAACUCGUCAAUAUCGGCAAAAGCAUUCUUAA